ACACUCACAUCAUGUUCAUAAACACCAUACACAACAACGAUUCCCAAGUUAUCACAAGAAACUACAUCAACAUCACAUUCGUGUGCCGCUACCCUAUCAACUACCUCGUCCAGCAACCCAACGGUGAAAACAUGAUAAGAGUUGAUGUCAGAACCAUCACUCUGAACACAGAGGAUGGGAACUUUUCAGUGUCCAUGCUGCUGUACAAAGAUGAGGCCUUUGAGGACAAAUGGAACACUGUGCCAUCGCUGACACUGGAUGAUGACAUCUUUGUAAAAGUGUUCAUGAUACCUGCUCACCUGAUGCUGCGCAUGGAGAGAUGCUGGGCUACUCCAACCAGUGAUCCUUACAGCAAUAUUCAGUACACCUUCAUCAGAGACAGCUGCCCGGUGUUGUCAAAUGAACAGACACUAAGUGUGCUAAAGAAUGGCCAGGGUCCAGAGGCCAUGUUCAGGAUACAAAUGUUCAAGUUUGUUGGCAGCUCUUACACCAACGUCUUCCUCCACUGCAAUGUCCAGAUCUGCCACAACACCGUGGGGCUGUGCCAGCCUAACUGUUCCAGUGAUGAUGGAUUAAUGAGAACAAGGAGAGACAUCCCUCUCUCACAUACAGUGUCUUACGGACCCAUCAGACGAUUACUAAAUGACAAUGAAAAGCCCAAUCUGACUGCAGGCGGAGUACCACCUGUGGAGACCUUUGUGCUAGGAGCACUGCUGGUCGUCUUGCUGCUGAUCACAGGAGUGUUUGGGAGACUGUGGCUUCGAUCCAGACGUUUUUACCCGGCGCGGGAAGCACAGCUCACCCUGUCCAACAUUCACCACAUCUCAGAGGUGGCCUCAUGAGUGUGAAGCAGAGGAUAGGGGACCUUUUGUGGACAAAAAUAAUGGACAUUCAAAAACAUACAUUUGUACAAAUACAAACACACAUGUGCAGGUGUGUUUAAUAUAAUAUUGUAAGUCUCGCGUAUUUUCUCUUUAUAAA
This is a messenger RNA of Notolabrus celidotus (New Zealand spotty), 981 nucleotides long. Its product is annotated as pancreatic secretory granule membrane major glycoprotein GP2. The record is from RefSeq and is a predicted model, not a curated record. The transcript is spliced from 6 exons. Gene Ontology annotation, biological process: neutrophil migration. Gene Ontology annotation, cellular component: apical plasma membrane; cell surface. NCBI's taxonomy places the organism in Eukaryota, Metazoa, Chordata, Actinopteri, Labriformes, Labridae. Bases 12 to 842 code for a protein of 276 amino acids.